Molecule: messenger RNA, 2875 nt
Organism: Patella vulgata (common limpet)
Lineage: Eukaryota; Metazoa; Mollusca; Gastropoda; Patellidae
Product: zonadhesin-like
Exons: 8
Coding region: 141-1877 (578 amino acids)
Cellular component (GO): membrane
Source: RefSeq, a predicted model, not a curated record
UUCUAGGAUAAUACUCGCCUAAUGUGAGUAUAGACGGAGUCCAUCGGUGGUGCGGAUGAGACAAAAAGAGAUUUUAUGUGCAGGAUAGUAAAUUUCUAAAGGAUUAUAUACAUUUCAAGAUUAGGGGAUAAUCCUUCAAUAUGAGAUUAAAUGGAUAUAGUGCAGUACUGAAUGUAUUGCUCUUUUUCUUAUUUCAACAAGCGGUUGGUGCCAAAAAUUGUGUUCAACAUAGUAUAGCAAAUGGUCAAUCUAAACUACGGCGUGGAGGCAAGAUAGUGUAUUACACAUGUAAAACAAAGUUUACAAGAAUUGGUAAGAAGUUUGCAGUUUGUUUGUCUCAAGGAGAUUGGAGUCAACCACCACCCAUAUGUAUAGCUAAAGGUUGUCCUAAUGUAACGCCUACCAAUGGUCUUCAGAUAACAGGUGAACACAACGGCGCCAUGUUAAAAUUUACCUGUCUACCGGGAAUGAAACGUAAAGGACCAGAAUCAAUUUAUUGUAAUGGACAAACGUGGAAUGUAGAACCACCCACUUGUGUCGUUUCAGUGGGUAUAAGACUAGAAUGUGAUUUUGAAGAUGAAGAGUUAUGCGGAUGGGGUCAAUCGGACGAUGAUCAUUUUGAAUGGACCUGGCUUUCAGGUGCUACAUCAACUGAGAAUACUGGACCUUUACAUGAUCAUACCUUUGGAAACAAUUCAACAGGUCAUUAUCUGUUUAUUGAGUCAUCAGCACCAAGAAAACCUUUGGAUAAAGCUAUACUAAAUUCACCUCUCUAUCAGGCACAAUACAGCAAUAGCUGCUUUGAAUUUUGGUAUCAUAUGCACGGCCCAGAUGAUGAAAAUGCUGUUGGAAGUUUGGAAGUUUUUGUUAAACCAGAAAGUAGAUUACUAGACGAUAUAGAUCCGGAAUUUUAUAUGGCUGGUAAUCAAGGUCCGGAAUGGAAGCGAGGUUCAAUAACAAUAGAGCAACAAACAGAAGUAUUCCAGAUCAUUAUAAUCGCAACCCGUAAAGAAGCGUUUGUCAGUGAUAUCGGCCUUGAUGAUGUCAGAAUGUACAACUGCUCAGAAGACGACAAUGCAUUAAUUUCAGAAGCAGUACCAACAACGUCAAAAAUAAUCACACCACAAAAAACAAGCAUUCUGACGUCAACUAUUAAGCAAUCUACUACAACGACUGAAGUAACAAAAUCAUCAACAACGACACCAAAGACAAAACGAACUACAACAUUACCCACAACAACUACUGCAUUACCCACAACUACUGCAUUACCCACAACAACUACUGCAUUACUCACAACAACUACUGCAUUAUCCACAACUACUGCAUUACUCACAACAACUACUGCAUUGCCAACAACAACUACUGGAUUACCCACAACAACUACCACUUUGCCUACGAUGACUACUACAAUGCCUACUGCAACUACUACUAUAACACCGAAACAGAAAACUAGAAAGCGAACUACCACUGCAAAAACUUCAACAAAGCAACCAGAAACACCAAUGACGCCCGACAGUCAAACAACAGUACCAUCGACACCUUCCACUAACAACAUUUCCAAAUCAACUUUAGUGUCAGAUGGCCUUUCAAAUUCACCCACAACAUUAAAACCAGCAAAAGAAAAAUCGACAUUUACAAACAAUUCGUUCACAGGAAAUUCACAAACAGGUGGUGAAAAUAACAUUUCAUCAACAAGUAAUAGGUCGUUUAACAUUCCACGUGGGUCUCCUAUAAAAGAGAAAACUAAAGAUAGUUUGAUGCCUUUUAUAAUAGGAAUAUCAUGUGGUGUAGUUUUAGGACUGGUAGUUAUUGGUGUAGCAAUCUAUUUAUGGGCAAAACGACAGCAAAAUAAAACAAAUAAAACAACAGUGGAAUAGGAGGAAGAAAUGGCACCAUGCAAUGACCCGUGUUGAAGAGGGAUAUUACAAUCCUAGCUAAAAUGUGAUAAGCAUCUUCACGUUUCGAGUUGCUUUAGAAUCAAGGUGCAAGUACAAAAUCUAAAGGCUGAAAGUAAAGCUUUCCGGUGGAAAGUAUUAAUACAUCCGUUCAGCUUUUAAAUUGUAUUAAAAAAAACUACCCAUGCGUAUAUUUCACAACGUAGACUUUUGUCUUCUGUAAAAAGAUUAACAUCGAAAUGGUGGGAAUACAAACAAUCGGUGCUUAUAUUCCAUAUUGAAAUUAGCCUUAUAAUGCAAAGAUAUCUAGUUUACUUGUUGAUUUCAAAUAGGGGGCUUGUGAUAUUUUGCUUCAUAGGUGUGUUGUUGAAGAUCGCUUUAUCUAGUCGGAAAUAAUGUGUUCAUUCCUACCAAAGGAAGGCCCCUGUAAAACUGGUCGGAAAUCGUAACCUUGCACGUUCAUCCCUGUUGAUUUAGAAACUUGUUUAGUCAAUGAAACGCUUGACGAUUUAGUGAUAUUGUCCUCUGAAAAUUUGGGAACAUGAUACAGGACAAGUGGAUUGAUCAUUACCUCUUGAUAUUUAAAAUCGUCCCAACUCGGUGGUAAUGGAAGUCGGCUUGCAAAUUCCAAGAACAUUUCAAUAGUAAACGUUUUUGUACAGUUUAUUAGACCAUGGAUUGAUAUUGUGACGAAAUUAUCGUUGUUAAGUUCAAGCUUUCCAGGGGUCAUAUGAAUUCAUAGAAGAUUUAUUCUUUAAAUGGCAUUUAGUAAUUGGAACAACACACUAUUUAUGGAUAACAAUUACUAUGGUUUAUUUCACUGCGACGUUUCAACAACACAUUUCUUAUUUUAUGUAAUUAUCACAUAUUAUUUAUCAGUAUAAUGUAAUGAGACAGAUUUAUUUAUACAAAUACUUUUGUACAUAACAAGUAAUUGAUUAAAUGUUUAUGUAUAUUUCAUUAAAACUGAAACGUUUAAA